AUGUCGGGGGAAGAGGUGGCCAAGGCGUUCUUGACGCACUUUUACAGCAAGUUUGCCAACAACGGGGCACAGCUGGACCAGUUGGGCGCUCUUUACCAACCCACCUCGAUGCUCACGAUAGAGGGGAACCAGGUGGUAGGAGCCACCAACAUUGUCGCCAAGUACAAGGAUCUGGGGGGAAACCUGCAGUUUCAGCCGGACACGCUUGAUGUGCAGAUGGGCACUACCACUAGCGCCCUCCUGGCCGUCGUCACCGGCAAGCUCAAGAUCGACAACGGGAACCAGCUUCACUACCUUCAGAUGUUCCAGCUCGUGAGCACGGGGCCGGGAGCGUACUACGUUCACAACGACAUCCUCCGCCUCAUCUACAGCUAG
This is a messenger RNA of Ectocarpus siliculosus, 375 nucleotides long. The record is from the annotation of a GenBank genome assembly. NCBI's taxonomy places the organism in Eukaryota, Phaeophyceae, Ectocarpales, Ectocarpaceae.